This is a messenger RNA of Podospora pseudopauciseta, 823 nucleotides long. RefSeq lists its product as uncharacterized. The record is from RefSeq and is a predicted model, not a curated record. NCBI's taxonomy places the organism in Eukaryota, Fungi, Ascomycota, Sordariomycetes, Sordariales, Podosporaceae. The transcript is spliced from 3 exons. The coding region runs from base 131 to 823 and encodes 230 amino acids.
CGACAGUCCCGUCACACGCUGGCGAUAAAGAUGAAUUAGGAACUGGACCAACUUGGACCGCUUGGACAGCCGGGUCCAUGAAAGAAAAAGUCUGGGUCCAAACGGUGAACUUGGUGCGCCCGCCUGUCACAUGAAAUACUACUUUCCUGGCAUUCCAUCACCGCAUUCCUCCUUUUCCCACCACAAUCUCUCGCCUUUUCUUCCUCGCCUUCCAUCAUUGCCAUUGCCCCCGCCCAGGUAUAUAUUUCAGGUCUACAAGAUGCCUACCUCCAACGUAGUGAACGGCGACUCCCCUCACUCCGCUACCAUCAGGCACCUUCUCACAUACCCCUGCGUCCAAGAUGGUGUGAGAACAGUCAAAUCGACUUCCGUCGGCUCCAAGGCCGUUGACCUCAGCAAUGGUGUCUACCAAUCCCUCGCCCAGAACGUAUUCCCCUACCUCGCCGGCCCUUACUCAUUUGUCGCCCCCUACGUGGAACGAGUCGACAGCGUCGGCGACAAGACCCUCGAGGUCAUCGAGGAGAAGUUCCCUGUCGUGAAGAAGCAGCCGGGCGAGAUCGUCGAGGGAACCAAACAGAUGAUCUUCUCUCCUUAUCACGCCGGCCGCUCCGUGAAGGAAUACGUUCUCUCCAUAUUUGAGACCAAGAAGCAAAGCUGCGGCGACUCCUGGACCGCCUACCCCACGGCCGUUGUCGCCACGACCUUCUACCUCAUCGGUGAGACAGCCAUCAACGCCGGGGAUUACAUCAUCCACAAGAAGGAGGAGGAGGAAGGCAAGACGGGCGCUCAGAGGCCCGCUCAGAGACCCGCCAACGCCAACUAG